Tetrapisispora phaffii CBS 4417 is the source of this 1035-nucleotide messenger RNA. RefSeq names its product Sds3p (gene SDS3). Lineage: Eukaryota; Fungi; Ascomycota; Saccharomycetes; Saccharomycetales; Saccharomycetaceae. Bases 1 to 1035 code for a protein of 344 amino acids. The transcript has a single exon. Gene Ontology annotation, biological process: negative regulation of transcription by RNA polymerase II. Gene Ontology annotation, molecular function: histone deacetylase binding. Gene Ontology annotation, cellular component: Sin3-type complex. The record is from RefSeq and is a predicted model, not a curated record.
AUGCUUUCACGUAAAAUGAACCAGACUGAACUCUCCCGUAGGGACAAGAGGAGGCACAAUAUCGAGUCGAAAGUAACCAAAGUUUACUCAGGCUUCAUAAGCAAUAAGGACACGUACUACAAGGACCGGCUUACUACUCUGCAGACCAACUUGACCACUCUGCACCAGGGCAACAACCAGUUUUACGUCAGGAGCAUCAGGGAUUUAGAGGAAGAGAGGGAUGCAGAGCUCAUAAGGCUCAGGCUCUACGAAGAGUACCGUAUUUCCAGGUCUUCUGUGGAGUUUCAAGAAGACAUCGAAAAGGGGAAAAGCGAGUACGAGGACCUGGUCAAGCUGUGCAAGGAGAAGCUCUACGAGUCCAUCGAGAACAAGAUGAAGAACUUGAAGGAGGAGAGGCUGUUGAUGGAUAUCGCGAACACGCACUCGUAUGCGAUGGAUUACAAUCGCACACGUUUCCACAAGAACACAAGAAGCCACACUGCCAGCGGGUGGGAAUCUGCCUCGAACACCGAUUUUGCAUCUUUCGCCACUGGUAAAAACAACAACAAUGCAUACAAUUCUCCAAAUGAAAGCACAGACACCGGCGCCAACACCGAUCGCAGGUCGCUAAGAAGGAGGGUUGCUACUAAGAGCGCGAUGGGCACACUGAACAGUGAGAACCAUUCGGAUCACGGAAACUCCACGUCUGCUUACAACAGGGACGGCUUCACGAGCGGUAAUGCCAACGAAAGUGACUACAACAGCGCCGGCAAGGACACCGCCAACAGACAGUUGCAAUCGGACUCAGACUUCCUACAAUAUCUGAGUGACAAUUCCGAUCUGCAGACCCUUUUGUUCGGCGAGGACGCCCAGAACAAUGCAAACUCGUCAAACAGUUCAAACAAGAGGAAACCAAAGAACUCUCAAAGAUUGUCCACCAAGACAGCGCCGCCAUUAGCAUCUUUGUCAUCCGAUGAAGUUACAAAUGACAUUGUGGUGAUAAGAGAUCUGACGGGACAACCUGAAGCGCCCUUCAAAGUUCGAACAGAACAAUAA